UUUGGUGUGUAAUUGAAUUUAAAAUCUUGAAAUGUGAAUCAAAAGGUGAGAAACUUGAUCACGUCUAAAGAGGUAAGAGGGAAGGGAUGAUUUUUGAAGCAGUUAUUAGUUUGGAAUUUCCUUUGAAUUAUGUUGACAUGUCUGCAACCCAGUUGGUUCAGCUUCACUCGCUGCUGCAACAAUGCACAUAAUCUUCGCGCCAAUUCUCCGCAGGCCCAAACUCAUUGCAUUCUCCCUUCAAUUCUCAAACCUCUCUUCGUCUCGUUCAUUUCACCAGUCCCAAAAUGCACCCUCAAACCAGAACAUCGCUACCAUUGUUCACUCCCUCUGCGACUCUCGCCGUUUCUCCGAAGCGCAAUAUCGCUUCUCCCUCUCCCUCGCCUCCGGCUCCCUCCCCGAUGAGCGCACCUGCAACGUCCUCCUCGCUCGCAUGCUCGCUUCUCGAACACCUCACGCCACGUGGCGCCUCAUCCAAUCCCUCAUCGCUUCCAAGCCCGGUUUCGUUCCCUCUUUGGUCAACUACAACCGUCUGAUGGACCAGUUUUGCGGUGCCCAUCAACCCCUGGACGCUCACAGGCUGUUUUUUGACAUGAAGAGUCGUGGCCAUCGCCCAAAUGUUGUCUCUUUCACCACUUUGAUUAAUGGGUACUGCUUGGUUCGUAGUAUUAGGGAAGCGCGCAAGGUGUUCGAUGAAAUGCUUGAGAGUGGCGUGGAGCCGAAUUCGGUGACCUGUAGUGUUUUGAUUCGCGGUGUUCUUCGGGAGAGAGAUCUGGAAGGUGGGAGGGAGUUGAUGUGCAGGUUGUGGGAGAUGAUGAGUGUGGAAGCAGAAGAUUCUGUGAAGACCGCGGCAUUUGCAAAUUUGGUUGAUUCCUUGUGCAGGGAGGGGUUUUUUGGUGAAGUGUUUAGGAUUGCCGAGGAGUUGCCGUUCGGGAGUGGUUUUUCUGAGGAGGUUGCUUAUGGACAGAUGGUGGAUUCUCUUUGCAGAGUUGGGAGGCAUAAUGGGGCAGCUAGGAUUGUUUACGUAAUGAGGAAAAGAGGGUUUGUUCCGAGUGAGGUGUCGUAUAAUUAUGUCAUUCAUGGGCUUAGCAGGGAUGGUGAUUGUAUGAGGGCUUAUCAGUUGUUAGAGGAAGGAGCUGAAUUUGGGUUUAUUUUAUCUGAGCAUACUUAUAAGGUACUCGUGGAAGCUCUUUGCCAAGUGUUUGAUGUGGACAAGGCGAGGGAAGUUUUGAAACUCAUGCUGAGUAAGAAAGGUGUUGACAAGACUAGGAUUUACAACAUUUACUUGAGAGCUCUUUGUCUUGUGAACAACCCAACAGAGCUUUUGAAUGUACUUGUGUUUAUGCUUGAGACCCAGUGUCAUGCUGAUGUGAUCACCCUCAACACGGUGAUCAAUGGCUUUUGCAAGAUGGGUAGGGUUGAUGAAGCAUCAAAGGUAUUGCAUGACAUGUUAAUAGGAAAAUUUGCUGCACCUGAUGUUGUGACCUUCACGACUUUGAUUUCUGGUAUGUUGGAUGCUGCAAGAAUCAAUGAAGCUCUAGAUCUGUUUCAUAAGCUGAUGCCUGAAAAUGGUAUAAGGCCUAGUGUUGUGACUUAUAAUGCCCUUCUCCGGGGUUUGUUCAAACUAAAGCGACCAAAUGAUGCAUUGAUGGUUCUUGAUGACAUGGUAAAUGAUGGCAUUACGGCAGAUAGUACCACAUAUACAGUUGUGGUAGAAGGUCUAUGUGAAUCUGAUCAAGUAGAAGAAGCAAAGAGAUUUUGGCACAAUGUUAUAUGGCCUUCAGGGGUUCAUGAUAAUUUUGUUUAUGCAGCAAUUCUGAAAGGAUUUUGCCGCUCUGGCAAUUUUAACGAGGCUUGCCAUUUUUUAUAUGAAUUAGUAGAUUCUGGGGUCUCUCCGAAUAUAUUUAGUUAUAAUAUUCUGAUCAACUGUGCGUGCAAUCUUGGUCUGAAAAGUGAAGCUUACCAGAUUGUCAGAGAGAUGAAAAAGAAUGGUCUCAGUCCUGAUUCUGUGACAUGGAGAAUACUUGACAAGUUAAAUGGCAAAGUGGGGAAGGACAUCCAUUCUGAAGAUCCUACCAUGUCAGUAUUUUAUGAGGCAUGACAUGAAGUCGGGAUUGAAGUAAAUGAAAUUUGGUUUGUGCUUUAAAAUAUCAACAAAAUUUCGUGGUUGGAUUCAAAGCGUCUAAAGCAUGCAUAAAAGGAGCUUUGAAGUUUGCACAAUAUCAAUGAGGAGCAAUGGUAAAAUUCUGGAUUUUCUACAUAUAAACACGAAAGUAGGUUAUUAAGCCGUGCUUCAGCUGAUAUGCGUGAAACGAUGAUAUUUGAUCUUGAACAGAGAUGAAAAAAUUAUGCGAGUCUGAGAUAAAUUUUGUGAUGAAUGAAGCUACUGAAAGAGAAGCAAGGAGAGGAGAUUUAUACAGUCAGCAUUGCAUGGCAUAUAUCAAACACUAGUUUAUGUACGAAAGGCACAUAGACAAGCUCCAAUAAUGAAGCCACAAGAGGAAAUCUUCUACCGCAAGUUCUAUCCAUUAAUUACUUGAAAUAAGUUGCGACAAUUAUUAUGUACGAAAAGAAGGGUACUAUAGGAUUCUGAUUAGUUUUUUGAGAUUCUUUUUUAAACAAUUUUGGUGAAAGAAUUUUUUAGAUCUUUGUAGUUCAAAGAGUGAGAGGUAGAAAGAUUUGCAUAGGAAUAUUUGAGGUAUGAUGUUCCAUCCCACAAAAACAAAUUGCAUCCUUCUCUGAGCAAUUGAGACAAAAAUUUAGAUCUUAUUUUCAGUCUUACUGUAAGCAAUUGAAACGAAAAUAUAGUUAUUUAUAGGACAUGAGUUGUUCGGGUUGUGGAUUAAUUUAGGUAAAGUAUUUGGA
Messenger RNA from Vigna radiata var. radiata (mung bean), 2862 nucleotides. Its product is annotated as pentatricopeptide repeat-containing protein At3g18020. NCBI's taxonomy places the organism in Eukaryota, Viridiplantae, Streptophyta, Magnoliopsida, Fabales, Fabaceae. Bases 182 to 2098 code for a protein of 638 amino acids. Gene Ontology annotation, molecular function: protein binding. The record is from RefSeq and is a predicted model, not a curated record. The transcript has a single exon.